AUGGAAAAGUCAUUAAUGGGGGAUGCAAGAAAUAGGACAGCAGUUCAGGAAUUCAUCCUUGAGGGGUUUCCUGCUGUCCAGCACCUGGGGAAGGUCCUCUUCUUGGUGCACCUGCUGAUGUAUUUGGCCUCCAUCACAGGAAACAUACUCAUCAUCACCAUCACCCGGGCUGACCAUCACCUCCAGACACCUAUGUACUUCUUCCUCAGCAGUUUUUCCCUUUCAGAAUGCUGUUUUAUAACCACUGUUAUUCCUAAAUUGCUGGCCAUCUUUCUGUUGGGGAGGCAAAAAAUUUCCUUUGUUGCCUGCAUGACACAAGCCUUUGUCUUUCUUUCCCUGGGAGCAACUGUUUUCUUCCUUAUGGCUGUAUUAUCCUUGGAUCGGUACAUGGCCAUUUGCAAGCCUCUUUAUUAUCCAACCAUCAUGAACCCGAGGAUGUGUUCCCUUCUGGUCACUGCCUGCCUAGUUUUGGGAUUCUCCCUCACAGUGGUUCCAGUUACAAAACUUUCUCAGUUAUCCUUCUGUGGCUUCUAUUUACUGUUCUGUGGCCCUAAUGUCCUUUCUCAUUUCUUCUGUGACUUUAUCGCCUUAAUUCAUCUCUCCUGCUCUGACACCAGAUCUGUUGAAAUGUAUUUCUUCUUUGUUACUUCAUUUGUCAUUCUACUAUCCCUCAUUGUAACCAUCAUUGCAUACAGCAACAUAGUAGUCACAAUCCUGCGACUGCCAUCAGCCAAGGAGCGACAGAAAGCUUUCUCCACCUGCUCCUCUCACCUCAUUGUCCUCUCUCUGAUGUACGGCAGCUGUGUGUUUAUUUACCUGAAACCAAAGCAGGUGAACAGACUGGACUCCAACAGGGAGGCUGCCCUUGUGAACAUGGUGGUGACCCCGCUGCUGAACCCUGUCAUCUACACUCUGAGGAACAAGCAGGUCCACCAGGCUCUGAGGGACACACUGUCUAGGGUGAGGUUGCAGAAAUAG
This is a messenger RNA of Rangifer tarandus platyrhynchus (Svalbard reindeer), 978 nucleotides long. The record is from the annotation of a GenBank genome assembly. NCBI's taxonomy places the organism in Eukaryota, Metazoa, Chordata, Mammalia, Artiodactyla, Cervidae.